Messenger RNA from Amoebophrya sp. A25, 254 nucleotides. Lineage: Eukaryota; Dinophyceae; Syndiniales; Amoebophryaceae. The record is from the annotation of a GenBank genome assembly.
CUGCUGUGCGUCUUCGUCCUACCUUUGGCGUAGUUCGUCGGAGAGCCGCCCAACGUCGUCUCGAUGUUGCCGAAGGGGGACGCCAAGCGAACGAUCUAGCGGAGCUUCGUGCAGAGCGUCACCGACAAUUUUCCCACACACGAUUGCGAGAAGGACAGCUGGUUGAAGACGAGGCAGGAGCGCGCCAGUUGCAAGCCCGUGAAGAUGCUCGCGGUAACCCGGCUAAUGGACCUGCCGCUGGUCAACCGGCUCAU